Molecule: messenger RNA, 1104 nt
Organism: Ascochyta rabiei
Lineage: Eukaryota; Fungi; Ascomycota; Dothideomycetes; Pleosporales; Didymellaceae
Product: Cyanide hydratase
Exons: 3
Coding region: 1-1104 (367 amino acids)
Biological process (GO): cyanide catabolic process
Molecular function (GO): cyanide hydratase activity
Source: RefSeq, a predicted model, not a curated record
AUGCCUCUCACCAAGUACAAGGCCGCAGCUGUCACUUCCGAGCCAUGUUGGUUCGAUCUUGAGGCUGGUAUCCAGAAGACCAUCGCCUUCAUUAACGAAGCUGGCGAGGCUGGGUGCAAGCUCAUCGCUUUUCCUGAAGUCUGGAUUCCAGGCUACCCGUAUUGGAUGUGGAAAGUCAACUACCAGCAAUCACUUCCAAUGCUGAAGAAGUACCGCGAGAAUUCGCUGCCUAUCGACUCAGAGGAGUUCAGGCGUAUUCGCCGUGCUGCUCGCGACAAUCAGAUUUACGUCUCUCUUGGCUUCUCUGAGAUCGACCACGCCACUCUCUACCUUACUCAAACUUUGAUUGAUCCAACAGGUGAUGUCAUCAAUCACCGCCGUAAGAUCAAGCCCACUCAUGUCGAGAAACUCGUGUAUGGCGAUGGUGCUGGUGACACUUUCAGGUCUGUCACCCAGACAGAGCUUGGUCGCCUUGGCCAGCUGAACUGUUGGGAGAACAUGAAUCCUUUCUUGAAAGCUUUGAACGUCUCGGAGGGCGAGCAGAUUCACAUUGCUGCAUGGCCUGUCUACCCCGGCAGAGAGACGCUGAAAUACCCAGACCCAGCUACCAAUGUUGCUGAGCCGUGUUCGGAUCUGGUUACACCGGCAUACGCGAUCGAGACCGGUACUUGGACCCUCGCACCGUUCCAGCGGCUAAGCAAGGAAGGACUGAAGAAGACCACGCCUGAGGGUGUGGAGCCGGAGACCGAUCCUUCAACAUACAACGGACAUGCUCGUAUCUACAAGCCUGACGGUACGCUUGUCGCUAAGCCUGACAAGGACUUUGACGGACUGCUAUUCGUAGAUAUCGAUCUCAAUGAAUGCCACCUCACCAAAGCCUUGGCGGAUUUCUCGGGCCACUACAUGCGCCCUGACCUGAUUCGCCUGCUUGUCGACACGCGUCGCAAGGAGCUUAUCACUGAAGCGGAUCCUCAGGGCGGCAUAAGCAGCUAUUCCACUCGUGAUCGCCUGGGUCUGAAUGUGCCCCUCGAUGGGGAGACCAGGCAGACGAAGGGUACCACCUGCUCCACUGUACCAACAAGUGAGGGUCCUACUGCAUUGUGA